This is a messenger RNA of Bubalus bubalis (water buffalo), 2632 nucleotides long. RefSeq names its product RAB39A, member RAS oncogene family (gene RAB39A). The transcript is spliced from 2 exons. Gene Ontology annotation, biological process: Rab protein signal transduction. Gene Ontology annotation, cellular component: Golgi membrane. The record is from RefSeq and is a predicted model, not a curated record. Bases 179 to 832 code for a protein of 217 amino acids. Gene Ontology annotation, molecular function: GTPase activity; GTP binding. Lineage: Eukaryota; Metazoa; Chordata; Mammalia; Artiodactyla; Bovidae.
GCCCCGCCUCUCCAUCCAGAGAGGGCGGGGACCUGGUGGCGGCCGCAGCCGCAGGAAUAUGCUGGAAGCCGGCUGGCGGGCGCCGGGGAGGUGCUGAACGGACAGUUCCCGCCGCUUUAUUUGCCCGGCGGCGGGUAGGAGGGUGGGGCGGCCUUAGAGUCCGCUGGGCACGUGAGCGAUGGAGACCAUCUGGAUCUACCAGUUCCGCCUCAUCGUCAUCGGGGACUCCACCGUGGGAAAGUCGUGCCUCCUGCACCGCUUCACUCAGGGCCGCUUUCCUGGGCUACGCUCCCCAGCCUGCGACCCCACCGUCGGCGUGGACUUCUUCUCCCGCCUGCUGGAGAUCGAGCCCGGCAAGAGGAUAAAGCUGCAGCUCUGGGACACGGCGGGACAGGAACGGUUCAGAUCAAUAACUCGAUCUUAUUACCGCAACUCGGUUGGUGGAUUUUUAGUAUUUGACAUUACUAACCGACGGUCUUUUGAACACGUGAAAGAUUGGCUGGAAGAAGCAAAAAUGCACGUACAGCCAUUUCAGAUUGUAUUUCUGCUAGUGGGACAUAAAUGUGAUUUAGCUUCACGACGUCAAGUUACAAGGGAAGAAGCUGAAAAACUGUCAGCAGACUGUGGUAUGAAGUAUAUAGAAACCUCAGCAAAAGAUGCUACGAAUGUUGAGGAAUCCUUCACUAUCUUGACAAGAGACAUAUAUGAACUUAUUAAAAGGGGAGAGAUUUGUAUUCAGGAUGGCUGGGAAGGGGUUAAAAGUGGUUUCGUUCCAAAUACUGUGCAUUCUUCUGAGGAAGCAGUAAAGCCCAGGAAAGAGUGCUUCUGCUGACUUCAAACAUGCCAAAGAAUUAAGGACAGAUGGGUGUCAUUUCAGAAUAAAUACCAACAUUAACAACAGAAUGAUAUGAUGAAAGCAUUUUAAAAAGUUAUAAACCCAUGCUAACGCUGUUUUAUAAGGUAUUUAAUUCAGAGCAAUAUGCUAACUUGUUAAACUACCAGAUUGGUAUUUUGCUAAAUUAUCAAGCAAAGCAGACAACAUUUUCUGGAAACUGGAGUGUCUACAUAAUUGCCUUCAUUCUCAUUUUGUUAGCAUAUAACUGACCAUAAUAUCCAAAUAUGUCAAUAUUACUCGUCUUUCUUGAUAGUUUGAAAUGGAUGUUUUAUGCACACAUAUAAUCUAUUGAAAAGAUUUUAUCAGGAAUUACAUUCUCUAACAUUAAUUAAUAUUAAAUAGUAAAGUGGAUUUAAAAGUGCACUGUUCAUUUACAAAGUAAACAAUCUCAGAGUUAUUAACUAGGCCUAACGUAACAAUUUCUUGCUUAAGGUGGCAGGUUUGUAACCAUUCUCUGAAAUAUUCUCCCUUAAUUUUGCCUGAACAUGAAAAGAUAAGUUUUAUAUUAAUUUUUGUUCUCUGAUUUAUUGCUCCUGAAAAUUUUAUGUUUUAUAGAGACAUCUAAGGAUCUCAGCAAAAUAUUUUAUUAUAAAUAUUUGUAAAAAUCAAAAUGAAGGAUCACUAUCAGAAAAUGUUUGUUUUUAUAGUAUACUGUCCUUAAUAAGAUAAGAAAAAUGAAUUUGUAUACUGAUGACAUUUUCAAAGAAAAUAAAUCCAGUCUACCUUGAGCUAUUGUCAAAAUUAUCCAUAUAGGUAAGUGUAGAAUAUUUUUAAUAAUUGCUUUUUAUGUUCAAGUGAAUUUCCAAAUUUCCCCAUUUUCAAUACAAGGAAAGUAUAAAAAAUACUUUUCUGGGUAAGAAAAAUUGGCUAGAUGUUUGAAAUAGCAUUCAAAUUUUAUUUUAAAAUAUCAUCAGUAAAAGUAAAAAUAAAAUAAUGAGUUACGGCUAUAAGAUACUGUUUGAGUUUCCUAAUUUUUAACUUGUUAAUUAAAUUCCCCUCCUGGAAGGGACAUUUUUAUGACAAUGUCAAAUAUUUUAUAAUAUACAUUUCUAUUCUGUUCUGUAAACCAUUCUUGAUCGCAAAGAAACUGGUUUUUGGAAUCAUAAAGUCUUUACUGUUUAACUAUAGUUGCUUCAUUUGUUUGAAAACCAAAUUUGUAUAGUAGAAAGAAUACUUAAUGAGAAAUCAGAAAACCUGGUUCUAAGCUUGCCUUUGCUUUCCAGUAUUCAUACAUGAGUAAGUAACUUAACUUCUGUUAGUUUUCUCAUCUAUAAAACAAAGCUAAUGGCCUCAUUAAUUGUAUUUCAUGGAAUUAUUUUGGGAAUCCAGUGAAUCAUGUAGAAAAGCUUUGUAAGUGCAGAAAGAAUUAUACAAAUGUGAGAUCAAUACCAACUGCUAAUGGGCAUACUAUUAUAUUUACAAUGGAUGAGAAUUUUUCCCAUGUUCUUUUCCUUCCCUCCCACACAGAAGGAGCAAAGAAGGUAUAUGCUUUCAUGGACCUGGCGCAGUUCUUGGUUUGAUGUAUUUCUGUAGACUGUUACCCUGAAACUCCGCUCCUCUAAAGUGGAAAUGAUAGGCAAGAAAAUCCCACAAGACUUAAUUCUAUCAAAAGUCAUGUUUGAAUGUGGUUUUUGUGCCUCUUGGAAUGUUUAAAUACUAGUACCUUUCUAGGUUAAUGUAAGUAUUUUUAUAGUGCCUGUAGAGACUAUAAAUUAUAUCAUCGCUAUAAUUUUUUGA